Molecule: messenger RNA, 705 nt
Organism: Lathyrus sativus (Indian pea)
Lineage: Eukaryota; Viridiplantae; Streptophyta; Magnoliopsida; Fabales; Fabaceae
Source: the annotation of a GenBank genome assembly
AUGAUAAAGAGAAGAUUCUUUAAGGUUGAUCAUGGCGAUAGGGAUGGUUCUGGUCAUUCUUCUUCAUCCUCAGAUGAAGAUUAUGAUAAUCAAACUGCAGAAGUAAGCCAGGACAAUGAUGAUGACGAUGAUGAAGUUAGCUCAGCAUCUUCUGGAUAUAAAAGUGACGAUAGCUCUGCCAAUGACAUUGAUGCAAACUCUGCCGACACCAACUCUGCAGGUCCGCUAUAUAGUGAUGAUGCUGGAACUAUAAAUGACAGAGAAGUGUUUAUUAACAAGAAAUUUGCUAGUGAACGUGACUCUGAGAAGUCUAAUAUUAUGCCUGAAAAGAAACCCCUACCAGCAGAUAUACAGUCCGAUUUUGUCGUACAAAUAAAAUCAGUUUUUAAGUGCAGGCUAUGUCCUCGGAUUAUAUGUUUGACUGAGGACACUUUGCGGAAUCAUCUUCAAUCAAAGAGACAUGCCCGGUCUGAAAAAAUGCACAGGGAAGGCAGGCUGAAGGUCAUGCUCAACAGCGAUGGUGAGAUAGAGAACCAAGAGGAUUCAGAAUCAGAUAAAGAAACUGAAGAUACUGAGGUUUAUACAAAGAAUGACAAAGGACCGAAGCCACAUAAGGACAGAUCAAAUAAGAAGAAACGUGAUAAACCAAACUCAAGGAAAAUGCGGUCAUCAAAAGGGUCAUAUAAAAGAAGCCGCAAAAAAUGA